Osmerus eperlanus (European smelt) is the source of this 5792-nucleotide messenger RNA. RefSeq names its product exostosin-1a-like. Gene Ontology annotation, cellular component: membrane. Gene Ontology annotation, molecular function: glycosyltransferase activity. NCBI's taxonomy places the organism in Eukaryota, Metazoa, Chordata, Actinopteri, Osmeriformes, Osmeridae. The record is from RefSeq and is a predicted model, not a curated record. The coding region runs from base 943 to 3162 and encodes 739 amino acids. The transcript has 11 exons.
UGAUGGAAGCACCUUGCGCUGGAGAUGGACGUCACAUCACCACCACCACCAGCGGCUGCCAUAGGAUUGGACCACCUUUGGGAUGGAAUAGCUCUGUGGGAACUACUGGAAAACCAUCUUACUACUUCUGAACAUUUAAAAGGACAUUUUAUUUUAUGUUGUUCAAACCUAGCCACACAAAUAAGUUACGCGAAGUAAUGGUUUUCGAUGGCCAAAGAGACUAAGUUUUUCUCUGGUUGCGAGACGGCGAGAGAGCUGUUCUAUAUCGAAGUGAAGCCACAUAUGAUUCCUUUCGAUUAGCUAACACCUAGAUAGCUGCAUAGCUUUAUUGAACUACAUUGGGAACUUGACAUUGAUUUUACAAGUGCUUUCCAACUAUCUCUUGUCUCAAUGUCGUCGGAAACGUGGUCUUGUGGAACAUGGUGGAAUGUUUUCAGUUGUGACUUUGUUGGUUCUACUCGAUUGCGUGCCUCUGCACUUGCAAAAAAGUAGUCAGCCUCCACGUAGCUUUUUGGCUAGUUAGCAGCAAGGUAAAGAAAAUAUAUUUUGUCUAUUACUAGAUUUAGUUUUUACCCGGAGUGACUCAGACCAGUCAGUCUUUAGGUGAAAGUGCUUCGAACACCUAAAAGCGAGGAUGAAAACCUAGGGAAAGAAAGGUAAACAAAAGGAUCCCUGACCAUUUGGCAGAGGUAGAUACCCCACAGUGCAGAUGGCUAGAAUUAUUGAACAAAUCUAUUGACGAGGAUAAAGAUAGAUGGUCAUUAAAAAUCGCCCACAUGCGCUCUAUCGAUCGUUGGAUUGGGGUAAGGAAUCAGAAGACGGAGAGAGACGUGCCCUUGCAGACUGAGGGAGGAUGGCGGAGCCUUUCCAUUGGAAGUAUUAAACGUAAAACUUCGAGAGUCGUCGGAUUUAUUGGUAACAUCUACCCUGACCGUAGGACACAUGCAGGCCAAAAAACGGUACUUAUUUCUGUUCUCCACGGGUGCAUGUCUCUUGCUUUUGUUCUACAUUGGAGGGGUACACGUCCCGUUAUCCAGAGAGGGCACAAGCCAGGGUGAUGAGCACCGCCACCCCAACUCGCUGUGGCCCCACAACAUGGGCCCCUUGCAGCCCUUCAGCCCCUUCGAUCAACUGGAGACCGAAGACUACAAUGUUCACAUAUCACCAAGGCAAAAGAGGGAUGUUGUGCCAGGUAUCUACACUGAGAAACGCUGCAGAAUGGAGUCCUGUUUUGAUUUCUCUAAGUGCAAAAACAACAGAUUUAAAGUUUAUGUUUACCCUCAGCAAAAGGGGGAGAAAAUUUCAGAGAGUUACCAAAAUAUUUUGUCCUCCAUUGAGGGUUCUCGGUUUUACACCUCUGACCCGGGGCAGGCUUGCCUUUUCAUCUUGAGUUUGGACACUUUGGACAGGGAUCAGCUCUCACCUCAGUAUGUUCACAACCUGAAAACAAAAAUACAAAACUUGCCUCUUUGGAAUGGUGGCAAGAACCACAUUAUCUUCAACUUGUACUCUGGGACAUGGCCUGACUACACAGAAGACUUAGGCUUUGACAUCGGCGAAGCUAUGCUCGCCAAGGCCAGCAUUAGCACGGAAAACCUCCGACCCAACUUUGAUGUGUCUAUUCCUCUUUUCUCAAAGGAACAUCCGAGGACAGGAGGGGAGAGGGGUUUUUUAAAAUAUAAUACCAUUCCCCCUUUCAGGAAGUAUAUGCUUGUAUUUAAGGGGAAACGGUACCUCACAGGAAUAGGGUCAGACACAAGGAAUGCAUUGUAUCAUGUCCAUAACUCGGAGGAUGUGGUGCUCCUCACAACAUGUAAACACGGCAAAGACUGGCAGAAGCAUAAAGAUGCCCGCUGUGACCGUGACAAUUCAGAGUAUGACAGGUACGACUACAGAGAGAUGCUGCACAACUCCACCUUCUGCCUGGUGCCCAGGGGCCGACGCCUUGGGUCUUUCCGCUUCUUGGAGGCCCUGCAGGCUGCGUGUGUCCCAGUCAUGCUCAGUAACGGCUGGGAGCUGCCCUUCUCAGAGAUCAUCGACUGGAACACCGCAGCUGUGAUCGGAGACGAGAGACUACUGCUGCAGAUCCCAUCCACAGUGCACUCCAUCCACCAGGACCGGAUCCUAUCUCUGAGACAGCAGACCCAGUUCCUGUGGGAGGCUUACUUCUCCUCUGUAGAAAGGAUAGUCCUCACCACUCUGGAGAUCCUCCAGGACAGGGUGCUGCAGCAGGCCUCCAGGAGCAGCUUGAUGUGGAACAGCCUGCCAGGAGGGCUGUUCACCUUGCCACAGUAUUCCACUUACCUGGGAGACUUCCCCUUCUACUACGCCAAGCUGGGUAUCAAGCCCCUCCCCAAGUUUACAGCGGUCAUCCACACAAUGACGCCCCUGGUCUCACAGUCCCAACCAAUCAUCAAGCUUCUUGUGGCAGUGGCCAAAUCUCAGUACUGCGCAAAGGUCAUUGUGCUGUGGAACUGUGACAAGCCCCUCCCAGCCAAACAGCGCUGGCCAGCCACCUUAGCACCUGUCGUCGUCAUAGAGGGCGAGAGCAAGGUGAUGAGCAGCCGGUUCCAACCUUAUGACACCAUCUCCACGGAUGCCGUUCUCAGUCUGGAUGAAGACACAGUCCUGUCCACCACUGAGGUGGACUUUGCUUUCACAGUGUGGCAGAGCUUCCCAGAGAGGAUUGUGGGAUACCCGGCACGUAGCCACUUCUGGGACAGCAACAAGGAGCGCUGGGGAUACACAUCCAAGUGGACCAACGACUACUCCAUGGUGCUCACCGGGGCUGCCAUCUACCACAGAUAUUACAAUCACUUGUAUACCCACUACCUACCUACUAGUCUGAAGGGCAUGGUAGACCAGCUAUCCAACUGUGAGGACAUCCUCAUGAACUUCCUGGUGUCGGCAGUCACCAAGCUACCACCCAUAAAAGUGACACAGAAGAAGCAGUACAAAGAGACAAUGAUGGGACAGUCGUCGCGAUCCUCUCGGUGGGCAGACCCAGACCACUUUGCCCAGCGGCAAACCUGCAUGAACAAGUUUGCCAGCUGGUUUGGCACCAUGCCCCUGGUCCACUCCCGCAUGAGACUGGACCCGGUGCUGUUCAAGGACCAGGUGUCCAUAUUGAGGAAGAAGUACCGCGACAUCGAGCGGCUAUAGCCCGCCUGAGCCCCCUCCCCAAAGAGGCCAAACGGGGGGUGGGUGGACUGAAGCCCAGGUGACCCUGACCAGAAGGCUGGGUCUUGGUAGGAGAUGUUAUGUGACUCUCUCAGAGAAUACUGGAUUAAGUCAAACCAGAGAAAAGAGAAGGGAAGGAUUUGAUAGGGGCUGUGGAUAGAGAAACAUACUUUUCCACACCUCUAUUUUGUCUUCCAUUCUACCCUCCAUAUGCCAACGUUGCCAGCGUCAGCAGGGACCAUCAGGAAACAGGUUGUGCGAGAAGGGGUGUGUACACACACAGAACCAUAGCUUCAUCUGACCACAGUCAUCUGGGCACGUCUACUGCAGAGACAUUUGGACAGAGGAAGACCAUGACAGACAAGGCAUCUGUGUAAAUGCUACAUAGGUCUCAUUUUGGGCAAGCCCGGUCUAUUGAUCACAAUGGACAGUUGCAGGCCCUAAGUACACACUAUGCACAAUUGCAAUCAAGAGAGAUUUGCUGAGUCUGCUAACACUAUUUUGAUGUUAGGCUAUUUUUAUACAAUGGCCAUCAACAAUGCUCUCUAAUGUCUUAAACCAUUGGAUCUGUAUUCUGCUACAAGGCUGGGAUGCAUACACAGAACUAAGAUAGGUUUCACUGUGCCUCAAGUUUGAGUGUAGUAUCUCUUCAGUCUGGGGGGGGGCUAAGUGUGAAUGAACUAGCACCUUGAUCAUGCUGCUUCUUUUCGAUUUGGUGAAAUUAUUUGUGUGUGUUUGGGGGGGGGGGUAUUAUGGGGGUUAUUAUAUAUUUUUACUGUUCUACACAGUGUUUUUCUUUGUAUCAGUUCUAUUUUUCUCCUACUUUUCACCUGUGAAAGACAGCAAUUACUUUCCAGAUGUAGUAAAUGAUCUAAGAUGGCAGUCCUUUUAUCGGGGCCAGUGAUUACCUAGCAACACACAUAUGAAUGCCACCUCACCAUCCUCCUCCCUAAUGUCAAACGAAUCUGUAUGCUUCACAUGGCUUGUGAAUUCUUUUAUUAGAGCAUUUGUGUGACACUAAGCCUACGCAGAGCAAUAUUAUAAUAUCCGAGCAUCACAGAAUUUUGGUCUGUUAAUACUGGAUCCGCCGAUAUUCUUAAAGAUGAUUUCCAUUGAUAUUUGAUAUUGAUUGAGAACCCUGAAAGUGCACAAGCCUCAAAGCCGAUGAGAUAAAAAACAGGGAGUGUAAAAUGAAGAAUGGCGAAACAGCACACAUUCCCUAAAUCUUCCUAUGUAUUUUCUGUUUUACGAACUUAGAAAUAGCAGUCCAUUAUCAACAACUUCCAUUUCCUCUGUUUUAUUCCAUACUUGAAUGUUUGCUGACCUGAGGACGGGAGAACUGUACAACAUGCCUUUUAUGAAGUAAAGUCAACCUAAGUUUUGUGAGGAACCAAAACUAUGGACAUGGGUGAUACCAGCUACUUCCUGAGUCCUUCAGAUUUCAUCUGCUGAAAAGCCCUGAUUAAUCUUCACUUCCACAAUGAACAAGUGUCAAACGAAUGGCCUUCCCAUCUUUUAGUGAAAAUAAAUAAUAUAGGUUUUAAUUCUGAUCAACCUUAAAGUAUGCCUCCUUUGGUCUUGAAAUGUACUAUCAAGUCUUUGUAAUGUUUAGUUUGAUUGAACUGGAAUGUGUAUAUGCUUUUGGAAUCAUCUCAUUUUCUUCUGAAAUUAUUCUUCAACCUCAAAUACAGCACCACUAUGAAGUCAGUAACUAACUAUUGGUUCUUUUACUUUGUCGUCCAUCAUCAGACUUGUUUUAACAUACUGUAAUAAUUAUUAUUCUUAAUAAUAGUUACUGUAAGACAAGGGUUCAUUCAUGUUUCUUGGUUUCCAUUCUUGAUUUCACAUCCUCAAUGAAGAAUGCUACGGAUUUCCAUAUAUAUCCAUUCAUGAUCAAGGAUAUUACUACCAAUAAUGUUUGUGUCUGAAUGUUACAGCGUGGGCAUGUUUGAUGAGAGUGAAUAUGAGUUAGUCUUUUCUCUGUAGUUUGAUUGUACAUAGGCAAAAGGAUUUCCGAGGAGCAAUCUCAGUAUUAUUACAACCACACACAGGGCUAUAUGUACUGUACACAGAGUGGAGGAAUAGUGUGAACUGUCAGACACAGUUACCGACUUUGCGUUUUAUUCUGGUGCAAUAUGUGGUUUGCUGAUUGGGUGUAGUUGGAGGGACAUUCUAGAUUUUCUAUGACUGCUUUCUGUUUUCCCUCUAUUGUUUUUUAAUAAUAUUAAUGUGCCUUUAGAGUCACUUGGGAUAUAUGCCUUGAUCAAAGAACAAGUCGCAAUUGUCAUGGGUAGUAUUUCUUUUUUGAUUUGUUCAAGUCCAAUAACACAUAAGUUUUAUAGUUUAACUAGUCUAACACUGGCCUACUAUGACAACUGUAACUGACAUUCCUGCCUUUAUAGGAACAUUUGGGGGCUUGUGAGACUUAAAAAAACAAAUCUACGUUGUUCACCUUUAUGGGAUAGAUUUUUUUGUCACAUCUACUUUCUGCCUGCUUCAAUGACGUUUGUGUAAUUACAGACCUAAUUUUUGUAGAGACAAAGAUGAAAAUAGGAAAAGAAAAAACCCAUUUGUAAAGCAUUUUUUUUAUAAAAAAUAAACUAUGAAUAAUG